AUGACUUAGGUCAUUUAAGAAUAAAACUUAGAAUAUUUGGGUAGGUAUGUGAUUAAUUAUUUUAAGACAAGGCUUAAGACAUUACAAAAGUCCAAAUUUAGUAACAAAGAUAAUUAAUUACAAUCAUAAGUGUAAAUGAUAAAGAUGCAAGGGAUAUUAUAUAUUAUCUAUAAGAGAGAUAAAGCAUAGAUUUAUCAAAAAUAUCUCUUUGGAAAAAACUUAAAUAAUUCAUAAUAAAUUUACCUAAAGUUUCCAAUCCAAAUUCAACAUUUAGACUUUUGUGGGAAUUGAUUAGCAUGAUAUUCAUUUUUGUUUAAAUGAUUCAAAUACCUCUAGUAUUGACAUAUUCAGUUGAAUUAAGUCCAGGAUUUUAGAUUUUCAAUUAAUUGAUGGAUGUUUUUUUUUAUAUAGACAUGACUUUGAAUUUUAAAUUUGCUUAUUAUUUUAAGUACACUAGUCUAUGUAUUUUAGAGGUGAAAUUAUUUUUGAUAGAAAGAAAAUUGCCUUAAAUUAUUUAAAGUUAUGGUUUUGGCUAGAUUUUUUGGCAGUUCUACCAUAUGAUGAUAUUUUUACAGCAGAUGAUUCUUAAGCUUAAUUAAUAAAAAUAGUUAGAUUGUUUAAAUUUAUAAAAAUUAUAAGAUUGUUAAGAGUUCUUAAAAUAAGUAAAAUACUUGAAAAAUUAGAAGGUAAAAUUUAUUAAUAAAAAUUAAUUUAGAAUCAUUUUCUUUAGCUUAAACUUUUUAGGAAAUAAUUUAAUUUUUAAAGAUAGCAUGUUUAAUAUUAAGUAUUGCUCAUUGGAUAGCUUGUAUAUGGAAUAUUAUUGAAUAUACAGAUGAAUAGGUUCAUUUAACAUGGAUGCAUAAAUAUGGAAUAGAUGAAGCAGAAUGGGAAAUUAAAUAUAUUUCUGCAUUUUAUUUUAGUGUAACUACAAUGAUAACAGUUGGAUAUGGAGAUAUAAAUGCAAAUACACAAACAGAAAUGAUAUUUGCUGUAUUUGCAAUGGUUUUGGCAUCUGCAAUAUUUGGUUACAGUAUGUCUAGUUUUAUGUAAAUAAUAGAAGGAGAGGAUGAAAAAAUCUAAGAGUAAAGAAUUUAAAAUUCUAAAAUAGUUAGGUAAAUAUUCAAUUUUAAUUUAGAUAUAUAAAAUAAAAAAGUAUACCAAAAGAAUUAUAAAGUAGAGUUAAAAAUUAUUUAGAAUGGUUAGCAGGAUCAGCAUAAAUAGCUAGAAAUUAUGAAUAAUAAGUAUUAAAAAGUUUAUCAGCAAAUUUGAAAACUGAGAUUGUUUGUUUAUUAAAUGGAAGAAUUCUUCAUAAAGUAUAACUAUUUAGUAAAGAAUUUACUCCUUAACUUAUUAAUAAACUUGUUUAUGUUUUGAAUGAAUAAAUUUUAGGACCAGAAGAAUAUGUUUUCAAAGAAAAUUCAUUUGAUAAUGAUAAGGUUUAUUUUAUAUAAAAUGGUUAAAUCAAUAUUUGUAUCACUUAAAGAGAAACACUACUAAAAACAUUAUAAAAAGGAGAUUAUUUUGGUGAAAUAGGGUUUUUUGGUAGAAAACCUAGAAAUGCCUCAGCAAAAACAAUUGAUUUUGUUAAUGUAAUGAGUUUGAAAAGAACAGAUUUAUGGGAUGCUGCUAAACCUCUUGAAAGUGAUUUAUUAAAACUUUAUUUUAUGAAAGACUGUCUUGAAGUAGAGAAUAAUCUUAAACCAUUAAAAUUAAGGUGUUAUAUUUGUGAUAGACCUCAUCAUAUAGCCAAAAAUUGUACUGUUUUUCAUUACAGAGUAAGCAGAAAAAAUCUAAUAAUGGAAUAUUUAAGUCAUGAAAAUAGUAGAAUAAGUUAAGUUAGAAAAAAUCUAAAAAAAAUCAAAUUUAAUUUAGUCAAAAUUUAAGAAUCAGCUCUAAAAUAUUAAAUAAAUUAAAGUAGAUGUGAAAAACAAAUAAAAAGUUUAUAGCAUGAUUACAUUAUUGAAGAUGUUAAAAUCGCUUGUGAUAUUGACUUAUAAAAAGAAUAUACUGAAUUUUUCAAUGAAUUUAAUGUUAGUAAUGUUGCAAAAAAUAUUAAUUUCUUUGCAGAUUUGAUUUUAUCUGAAAUAGAAGAAAAGAAAAAAUAGCGAUCCUAAUUUAGAUAAACGUAAAAAAGACUUAAAAAUUAAACAAUUGCACCUAGAUAAUCAAAAGCUACUAUAGGAAAUAUGGAAAAUAUAUUGAAUAAUAAAUCAAUUGAAAAUUCUUCAUGUUUGUCUUCAGAAAAUUCAAUUAGCUGUAUUGAUAGACUUAAAAGUAAAUCUAAAAGGCUUCUUGAUUUAUAAUCUUAAUAUCAGUAUAAAUAUAAUGUUUAUUCUUAAUAGUGUUGCAAGAAGAUCUUUAACGAAUACCACUCCUAAAUAAUUUGACUUAAUUUAAAAUCAUAAUAAACUUGCUCAUAACAUAAAAAAUGUAAAACAUAUAAGAGUGUCUUCAUAAACUAGAUUUAUCUAAAAUUGUAAUGCAGAAUUAUAUAUUUUUAAGAAGGAAACCUUCAUGAGAAAAUUAAUACCAGAAUUACUAUACAUUACUUAAUUAAACUAAUUUAAAAAUUGA
This is a messenger RNA of Paramecium sonneborni, 2574 nucleotides long. Lineage: Eukaryota; Ciliophora; Oligohymenophorea; Peniculida; Parameciidae. The record is from the annotation of a GenBank genome assembly.